Messenger RNA from Opisthocomus hoazin, 1521 nucleotides. Lineage: Eukaryota; Metazoa; Chordata; Aves; Opisthocomiformes; Opisthocomidae. The record is from RefSeq and is a predicted model, not a curated record.
AUGAGGAGAUUUGUUUACUGCAAGGUGGUGCUAGCCACUUCGCUCAUGUGGGUGCUGGUGGAUGUCUUUUUACUUCUGUACUUCAGUGAAUGUAAUAAAUGUGAUGACAAGAAAGAGAGGUCUCUGCUGCCUGCUCUGAGGGCGGUCAUUUCUCGGAACCAGGAGGGACCCGGAGAGAUGGGGAAGGCCGUGCUCAUCCCGAAGGACGACCAGGAGAAGAUGAAAGAGCUCUUCAAAAUCAACCAGUUCAACCUGAUGGCCAGUGACUUGAUCGCCCUGAACCGGAGCUUGCCGGACGUGAGGUUGGACGGGUGCAAGACGAAGGUCUACCCCGACGAGCUGCCCAACACCAGCGUGGUCAUUGUGUUUCACAACGAAGCCUGGAGCACCCUGCUUCGCACCGUCUACAGCGUGAUAAAUCGCUCGCCGCACCGCCUGCUCGCCGAAAUCAUCCUGGUGGACGACGCCAGCGAGAGAGAGUUUUUGAAGGCCUCGUUAGAGAAAUAUGUGAAAAACCUGGGAGUCUCCAUAAAGAUCAUUCGGAUGGAGCAGCGGUCGGGGCUGAUCCGCGCGCGGCUGCGCGGGGGGCUGGGCCCGCUGCUGGCCAGGAUAAGGGAGGACAGGAAAACUGUCGUCUGCCCAAUCAUUGACGUGAUCAGCGACGACACGUUUGAAUACAUGGCUGGGUCGGACAUGACUUACGGAGGGUUUAACUGGAAACUGAACUUCCGCUGGUACCCGGUUCCUCAGAGAGAGAUGGACAGGAGGAAAGGGGACAGGACCUUGCCCGUGAGGACCCCUACUAUGGCUGGGGGCCUAUUUUCUAUUGACAGAAACUACUUUGAAGAGAUAGGAACUUACGAUGCAGGAAUGGAUAUCUGGGGUGGCGAGAAUCUUGAAAUGUCUUUUAGGAUUUGGCAGUGCGGCGGCUCCCUGGAGAUUGUCACCUGCUCGCAUGUUGGGCACGUCUUCCGAAAGGCCACGCCGUACACCUUCCCCGGCGGCACGGGACACGUCAUCAACAAGAACAACAGGAGGCUGGCAGAGGUCUGGAUGGAUGAGUUUAAGGACUUCUUCUAUAUAAUAUCCCCAGGUGUUGUCAAGGUGGAUUACGGCGACGUGUCCGUCAGAAAAGCACUGAGAGAGAGUCUGAGGUGCAAACCCUUCUCGUGGUACUUGGAGACCAUCUAUCCCGACUCGCAGAUCCCGCGGCGCUACUACUCGCUCGGCGAGAUCAGGAACGUUGAAACCAACCAGUGCUUGGACAACAUGGGCCGCAAGGAAAAUGAAAAAGUGGGCAUUUUCAACUGCCACGGCAUGGGAGGAAAUCAGGUAUUUUCGUACACUGCUGACAAAGAGAUCCGCACGGACGACUUGUGCCUGGACGUCUCGAGGCUGAACGGCCCCGUCAUCAUGCUGAAGUGCCACCACAUGAGGGGGAACCAGCUCUGGGAGUACGAUGCCGAGGUACCCGAGGCGUCGGGGACGGCACCCGCGCUCGCCACCCAGCUGCCACCUUAG